UCUCAUUAUUUAUGCAGUGAGUCGCUGAUGCUUUAGGAGGAAGAUGAUGCAGAGGUUCUGAGGUUCUGAAUGUCCGCUUAGAUGAUCCAAAUGAGACCAUGCCGCUGCCAAAAUCCCGGAAGAUCGCUGUACUGGGCUACAGGUCGGUGGGGAAGUCUUCUCUCACCAUCCAGUUUGUGGAGGGUCAGUUUGUGGACUCCUAUGAUCCCACCAUAGAGAACACUUUCACUAAGACCAUGACGGUGAACGGUCAGGAGUACAACCUUCAGCUGGUGGACACGGCCGGACAGGACGAGUACUCGAUCUUCCCUGAGAGUUACACCAUCGACGUCAACGGUUACGUCCUCAUCUACUCUGUAACGUCCUACAAAAGCUUCGAGGUGGUUCGAGUGAUCCACGAGAAGCUUCUGGACAUGGUGGGAAACGUCCAGAAACCAAUCAUCUUAGUGGGGAACAAGAAGGAUCUGCACAUGGAGAGGGUCAUCAGCUACGAGGAGGGGAAAGCUCUGUCUGAGUCCUGGAACGCUGCCUUCCUGGAGUCUUCAGCCAAAGAGAACCAGACUGCUGUGGAGGUGUUUAGGAGGAUGAUCCUGGAGGUGGAGAAGAUGGAGGGUGGUCAGCCUCAGGAGUGGUCUCCCUGCUCCAUGAUGUAGCUGUGCCUCCUGAUCCCAGGAUGCUAUGUUAAUUCCUCAGGUCCACAAGACUCUGUUCAGAAAUCUGUAGAUUUAAGGUAAAGCAUGGUCCUGAGCUUCUCUGUCCAAAAUAGAGCUAAAAGCACCAAUUUAUUAAAACUGCACAAAGGACAGGAGCACAGAAAACAUCUGCUGAAGCUUUCUGAUCUGAUCUGAGAGCUGGAGAUUCACAGAACCAGGCAGGAAAACAUUUGACUGUGUGAAGAAGUUCCUCCUCUCAGUUGUUAGUAGAGCAGACUGAACCCCUACAGGCAGUUAGUUCAACUCCAACGUUUCUUAGGAUUUAUUGGAGGCUGAAAGUUUCAACAGUUUUAUUCAGCAGAAGAAGCUUAAAUUCACUGGUUUUUAAAUGGAGUUCGGUUAUAGGAAGAUCUGUUGCUAACAGAAAGCUAGGAGGAAAAAUGAUAAAUAACUGACAUAUAAACAUAAAAACCCAUUAAAACCAGUUUCAAGGACUGUCUGCCACCACCUCCAGUCGGUCAUAAUAGAUGGCCGCUGACACUAAUCCUGGUUCUGGUUCUGCUUGAGGUUUCUUCCUGUUAAAGGGGAGUUUUCCUCUCCACUGUCGCCACCUGCUGCUCAGGAGGAGUGAAUGCUGCAAAGUUAACGGCUCCAUGUAAUCUGUCUCCUCAGACAGAAACGUUUUAAUAAACUGAUCCUGACUGCAGCUUUGAUAACUGGGAUCUAAUUGGACUGGAUGGUUUUGACUGGAUUCAAGUUUUUUAAAUGAAGUGAAUUAAAGAGAAACAAAGCUGAGCUUUCACUAUUUAAGUUGCUCUGAGGCAAUCUUUAGCCCACCUGCUGGUAGAUCGGGGGUAUUACAGGUCAGAGAGUAAUUUGGGACGGCAGAACCAGUAGAAAUUUGCGAUUCAGUACCUUCUGCUGCCGGUAGGACAAUAACUCACCUGAAAACAAGGAAGAAGAUAUGAAGUUGUUUUAGUUCUAGUUUGAUCGCCAUGUUUGAAUUAUUUCUUUAGGUUUUUGGGACCUAAAAUGAGAAGUGACCCAUAAACUAACUGUAGUGUGGUAAUGAACUGAUACUGAUUCCCUCCUGUUAGAAACAUUCUGGCCUCAGAGGAAGCAUGCAUGAAGCAAACCUGAUGUUCGGAGGAGUUCCAGUCCAUUAAUCUUCAGGCUCCUCUCUAAUUAAAUGAUAUCAGCUGUUUUUAUAAUGUGGAGAUUUAUUUGUUCCUAGGAAUAUUCUCACAUUAAAGUUCUGUUCCGUUGGAUAAAA
This is a messenger RNA of Girardinichthys multiradiatus, 1926 nucleotides long. RefSeq names its product Ras homolog, mTORC1 binding (gene rheb). Bases 99 to 653 code for a protein of 184 amino acids. The record is from RefSeq and is a predicted model, not a curated record. Gene Ontology annotation, biological process: small GTPase-mediated signal transduction. NCBI's taxonomy places the organism in Eukaryota, Metazoa, Chordata, Actinopteri, Cyprinodontiformes, Goodeidae. Gene Ontology annotation, cellular component: plasma membrane. Gene Ontology annotation, molecular function: GTP binding; GTPase activity; GDP binding. The transcript has 8 exons.